Lonchura striata (white-rumped munia) is the source of this 3678-nucleotide messenger RNA. The record is from RefSeq and is a predicted model, not a curated record. NCBI's taxonomy places the organism in Eukaryota, Metazoa, Chordata, Aves, Passeriformes, Estrildidae.
GCCUCCGCCCGCUCGCAGCGCGGCGGCCCCGAGCGCAGGCUGCGCGCGGAGCGGCCCGGCGUGGUGCGCGAGCUCUGCGCGCGGCCCGGCCAGCUCAUCGCGCCCGGGACUGUCUUGGUGAGACUGGAAGGAUGCAGCCAUCCUGUUGUUAUGAAAGGCUUAUGUGCAGAAUGUGGCCAAGAUUUAACUCAGAUACGAAGCAAGUAUGGGAAACAGAGCGUGCCAUUAUCCACAGCAACUGUAUCAAUGGUUCACAGUGUCCCAGAACUGAAAGUUAGCUCUGAGCAAGCUGAGCAGCUGGGAAGAGAAGAUCAACAGCGACUACAUCGAAAUAGAAAACUGGUGCUUAUGGUAGAUUUGGACCAGACAUUGAUCCAUACUACAGAACAGCACUGCCAGCAAAUGUCCAAUAAGGGAAUAUUUCAUUUCCAGUUAGGUCGAGGUGAGCCUAUGUUGCACACACGUUUGCGUCCUCAUUGUAAGGAAUUCCUGGAAAAAAUUGCCAAGCUCUAUGAAUUACAUGUUUUUACUUUUGGCAGCAGACUGUAUGCACAUACAAUUGCAGGAUUUUUGGACCCUGAAAAGAAGCUUUUUUCCCAUCGGAUAUUGUCAAGGGAUGAAUGUAUUGAUCCAUUUUCUAAAACUGGGAACCUUAGAGAUCUUUUUCCUUGCGGAGAUUCCAUGGUCUGCAUCAUUGAUGAUAGAGAGGAUGUUUGGAAGUUUGCACCCAAUUUGAUAACUGUGAAGAAAUAUGUAUACUUUCAGGGGAUAGGAGAUAUUAAUGCACCUCCUGGAUCAAGAGAAAUGCAAAUGAAGAAGAAAGCAAGCCACUCUACAAAACCCGAAGCAUUGGAUUCAGCAGUGAUUUCAGCAAAAGAUGUUGAAGAAAUACAGAAUGUUAUAUGUGCAGAAGAACACAGUAAUGGUCUCAAGAAAACUGCAAAGGACACUUGCAUUGCAAAUGGGAGUACUCCUGUAAGCAGUGAAACAUCUGAUGGGGAUGUGAACUCUCAUAAUAAAGUUAAUGCCCAGGACUCCUUAAAUGAUAGCAUUGGUCACAGAAUGGACGGCAAGGUCACUGAUGAUUUGACAAACACAAAAGAAUGUCAGAUUUUUUCAGAACAAAUUGAUACAACAGUUACAGAGAAGCAGCAAACCCAAGAGAAGAUAAAUGAUUUGGACUUUGAACUAUCUAGUGACAGUGAAAGUGAUGACGGAUUGGAUAGCAAAAAGUCAUCCACUUCUGUAUCAGAUAGUGAGAAUGAGGAAAAGAGAAGUUGGAAGAAAUCCAAACAACCUCUGCAGGAUGAAAAUUUGCAGCAAGAGAGUUGUACUGAUACGAGUGAGAAAAAGUUUGGGCUGGUGAACCGUUCUGGGGACACACAGUCUUUACCUAGUGAAAAUAUCCAGGAAAAAAUUGAUCAUGAAGCACAAGAGGAAAGUGAACAGGAAAGCCUUUGUGAUUUAGGAAAUGGGUCUGGAGACAAGAAAGAAGCUGAAACAGAAUCUCAGAUUAGUGAACAGUCUGGAAUUACAAUGGGUGAGUCCUUAGAUCAGAGCAUGGAGGAGGAAGAGGAAGAAGAUGAUACAGAUGACGAUGACCAUUUAAUAUACCUUGAGGAAAUCCUUGUGCGAGUUCACACUGAUUAUUACACAAAGUAUGAUAAAUACCUGAAAAAAGAGAUUGAGGAAAUUCCAGACAUCAGAAAAAUAGUACCAGAACUAAAAAGUAAAGUCUUGGCAGAUGUAACCAUAAUAUUUAGCGGACUCUACCCAACAAACUUCCCUAUUGAAAAGACACGGGAACACUAUCAUGCCACAGCACUUGGAGCUAAAAUUGUGAAGAAUCUCGUACUUAGUGCUGAUGAUCCUGAUAAAGCAACACAUCUAAUUGCAGCAAGGACAGGCACAGAAAAAGUACGGCAAGCUCAGGACUGCAAGGAUCUCCAUGUUGUUAACCCUGACUGGUUGUGGAGCUGCCUAGAGCGCUGGGACAAGGUUGAGGAACAGCUCUUUCCCUUAAAGGAUGACUACAUCAAAACACACAGAGAAAACAGCCCUGCCACAUUUCCUGAUACACCCAGCACAUUUCAGACUGCUCUGUUUCACCCAACACCUAUCCAUCCGAAGUCUCAACCUGGUCCUGAAGUUCGAAUUUAUGAUCCUAACACUGGAAAGCUCAUCAGGAAAGGCACACAGACAUCUGGGCAGUCAAUGUACAUCCAAUCUCCAGCUCCUCCCAUCACUUUGCCAGUCCACGGUGAACACUCAUCCUUCAGAGUUGUUCAGCCACAUCAACAGCAGAUGUUUGAAGAAGAUGACCUACCAGGAAGUGAAAAUGAAGAGCAGCCUGGUCCAUCUAAGAGGAAACGCCAGCCAAGUAUGUCUGAAACAAUGCCCCUGUACACUCUAUGUAAAGAGGAUUUAGAAAGUAUGGAUAAAGAGGUGGAUGACAUCUUAGGAGAAGGCAGUGACGAAAGUGAUACUGAAAAAAAAAAGACAGAAGAGGAAGGUGAAAAACCUCAGACUUGUGCAACAGAGACUCUAGGGAGGAAGUCAGAUCAGAGACCUGGAUCAUCAUCGUCGUCAUCAAGUGAAAGAAGCUUAACAGGCAGUGUACCCAGGGGUCACAAGCGCAAACUGGAUGAAGAUGAUGCUGCCAGUGAAUCCAGUAAAGAAUCCAGCAAUGAAGAUGAGGAAGGAAGCAGUUCUGAAGCGGAUGAAAUGGCAGCAGCACUUGAAGCUGAACUGAACCACUUCAUGUGAGAUUCAUGCAGAAGACAGAAUUUGUAAUUAUAUUUACUUCUCAUAAGCAGAUCGGACUUCAGAUUAGUCCCUUAUGUCAGUACUCAAUGUUUUACCAAAAUGUGUGUGUAUAUUUUGCAAAGCAUCUCAAGAGGUGAUAUGCUAUUUUACAAAAUCAGAAAUAGAUGUUUUUAAGUUGUUUUACAAAAUAAAAUAUACUUUUUUAAGCAAAAAAAAAAGUAUUAAAUGGGACAUGGUGUGCUAUGCCAAAGACGUUAGGAGCUCUGCAGAACCUUCAUGUACGGGACAGUGGCACAAAGACUUGUGUUAAACAUACAUCAAGUUUCUAAAAAUAUUGCAGGUUGUGGUUUAUGGGUUACAAUAUUCAGAAAAAGGAGGAGAUAAAGGAUAUGGAAUUGUCUGGGUAGUACAGCAUGCACCUGACAAACUGGUCAUCCUUUUCCACAAAUAAAGCUAUCAAAUAUAAAAGGAGUUUUGAAAUAAAAAAAGAACGAUUUUGAAAUAAAAAAGAACGAUUUAUAUUUGUAUAGAAACAGAGAACAUGAUAUGCAAGCUUUGUGAACUCUGCACUUGACCCACCUGCCAUUUGCUCGUAAGAGAAUACAUAGUUAUCAACAUUCAUGGUUAGGUUACUUUUUUGAAUAGUUGAGUUCUUUAGAGACAUUGUUUAGAUUUUUAACUUUUCUUCUUUGUAACCAGAAAUUUAGCACAGCAGACUAUGUGAUCCUGUACUGCCACAUGAAGCAUAUUCACCCAUUCAUGUUGUCUUGGAAAGAACAAAUGCUACUUCAGUCUAGAUAGAAUUUAAUUUCUUUGACAAGAGAUCUGAUGUAAAGUUUUUUGUAUAUUCUAUUUCAUAUUUGACCCACAAAACAGAUUUUCUUCCAUUUAAUAAAGGUUCAUUUUGUAUGC